UUCAAACAUGGCGUCCAGGUUGGAAAUUAAUUUUAUCAGGUUGUUGUCUCGCUGUGAAUCAAUCGCCUCUGAGAAACGAGGGGAGACGGAGUGGAGGUUAGAGAAGUAUGUUGGUGCCCUGGAGGAGAUGUUGGUGGCUCUGAGGAAAAGCCCGAGCAAACCCACACCAGAAGUCCUGACUGAGUACACAAGAAAAGUAGAUUUUCUGAAAGGACUCCUAGAGGCAGAGAAACUGUCUUCACCAACAGAAAAAGCUUUAGCCAAUCAGUUCCUCGCCCCCGGGCGAACACCCACGAUAGCCAAUGAGAGGAUGCCUGCCACUAAAACUGUCCACAUGCAGACGAAGGCCCGGUGUACAGGAGAGAUGAGGGAUGAGCUUCUCGGCACGGGUUUGUCAGGCAAAGGCACAUCGGAGACAGACUUGCGAAACAGAAGAGGUCUUCCUCUGGAUGAGCGUCAGUCUGCCGCAGAGCUGGACGCCGUCCUGCAGCAUCACCACAACCUGCAGGAGAAGCUGGCGGAGGACAUGCUCAACCUGGCCCGAAAUCUGAAGAACAACACAAUGGCAGCACAGAACAUCAUCAGACAGGACAACCAGACUCUGAGCCACUCCAUGCGCCAGGCAGACCUGAACUUUGAGAAGCUGAAGACGGAGUCGGAGCGAUUGGAGCAGCACACCAAGAAGUCUGUGAACUGGCUUCUGUGGCUGAUGCUCAUCCUGGUCUCCUUCACCUUUAUCAGCAUGAUCCUCUUCAUCAGAAUCUUCCCCAGACUCAGAUGAUGACUGUGUACAGUCCUGAACUGUUAGUCCCUCAUCCUCCUGUGUUUACAAGAGCAGUAGCUACAUAGGCCUCCAUAGAUCUACACAGCAUGUCUGCAUAUGUGAUACAGAUCAGUAGUGGUCCAAACCAAAACAACUCAGUCUGAUGGGCUGAAAAAGAUUGCACUUCUCAAACUGAAAUUCUUCCUCUAUAUGGUCUGAUGAAAGAAAGAUGCAGAAAGUGGUUUGUAGUAUCAGUAAUCAUUUUUUUUUAAACAGCACAGAAUAUGAAUGGAGGUAAGGAGCUACAUGGAGGGCCUUAGGGAGCAGCAACAUAGUCUUAAUACCCAGACAGCAGGGACUGAGCCUUAAUUAUUUUAAUCCCUCAUCAGGUCGGCUACCAGCCAUUCAGUACAUGUAUGCACUUUCUCACUUAGUGAGACUAAAGUCAAAGUCAGGUUUUUUAGAACAUUAUUUUUCACCAUGCAUAUAUCAGAGUAAGUUUAUGAACCGUCCACCAUCUACUGCACGUUGCCCUGGAAAUCCACGAUCUCAUCACUAUUUCAAAUAACUGAAAACUGAGUCCAAAACAAUCUGACUCAUAAAUAGCUAAAACCUACAACACUUUUCUUUAACCUCACUGUUUCGUAUUUAUAAGCACUAUAUGAAUAUUUAAUAACUGGUUUAUAACACACUGUAAUGUAGGUGUAAGGCAUUUUCAAUGUUUAUUAAUGUGCAGUAUUUGUCAACAAUUGUAACUUCUCAUCUGAAGAGGUAUUUCAUGAUAUUGUCAAUUAUUAUCUACUUAUUUAUCAGCCUCAACGUACGGGAGGACUUACAGUUGUUGAGAAAUACAUUCAUAAAAUUCUACAUCUCUUUACAACUACAUUAUAUUGUGUUAUAAACCAUUUAAGAAAUGUUUAUAUAAUGCAUAACACUAAAUGAUUGGGGUGAAAGUGAAGUGUUCCCAGUUAUUUCCCUAAAAUGAAAUAAUGCAAAUUACAAAACAGAUUUCAAGCAACAGUUUUUUCAUUUUUCAUCUGCUGGUAAAAGUUUUGGAAACAGUCUUUGUCGAGAGGUUGAGAUCUUUGAGCUGUUAGAUUUAAUUUAUUUCAUUGCUCUGCAUAUUUCCAUUAUCCUCAGUCCUGUUCUUUGUUUGAGAGUCUGCGUGUUUCGGAGGCUGACUCCAUAAAUGUACAUCAGGUGACGAUAUCUGUUGAUGUUGGUAAUGACUGCGGAGGCCGCUGAUGUUGAUAAAGUAAGACUUUGUUCUCAUUACAUACUGUAACCCCGUGUUCCAACCCCUUAUAAACAUUCAUAUAUCAUUUAGAGCUGCAGUUGUGUGUGUGUACAGGAUCACAACAAAGUAAAAUUAUUCAUCUCCUUUAAUUGUGUUCGAUUGAGUAAUAAUUGUGAGUACUGUAUGUGUGUUGUGGGAGCUGUUUGAGACCUUUAUCCAUAAACUCAAAUACCAAAUUGCGCCCUCUGUGCAGAAAUACCUAAUGAUGCAGUGACUUCAUGUGGCCAGUGUGUGUCAGUCAUGAUCUUACAAUAUGAGCACGUAAUGACCUCCAUGACCCUGAUGGCCUGAUCAAGCCAUGAAUCCUAAAUUAACCCCGCUACUCAUUUAGAAGUGAUCUGAGGAUUGAAGUAUGGCUAAAUAAAGGCAGCUGGCCACAAAAAAAGCACAUGACGACCAUAUGUGACUCUGGGUAAUCUGUGCAUUUGUCAGCUUUUGUUCUUCCUUAAUUUAGCCUGAUAACAUUAUUUUAUCAGUGAUUUAACACUGUAUUUUUCAUGCAAACUAACGCAAUGAAGAAGCUUCUCGCAUUCCUCCCGUGUUGUCAGUGUGACUGUCGUCUGAGGCCUGUGGAGCUGACUGGCUUGCCCAGGCUUGCAGCUCUGCCCCUGGCCCUUCCUCUCUCCCCUCUCCCUGCCCCGCCUGGCUGGGCUGAGGCUUGGCCCACCGUGUAUUUUAGGAUCCCUGGGGGGUAUUUUGCCUGCUGGAAGCCAAGGUAUGCAGGCCACCAGGAGACCAAAUGAGGUUGUGUCACUGCGGAGGAUCAUCAUCCCUCAGUUUAAUCACAGCUGUUUGCGCCUCCAUUCUCAGGCCUUUGCUAAUGCUCUGGCUGUGUGAUCUGCUCUCUGAGGCUGCAGCUCUCAGCUUUUGAACUGAAACUGAAGUACAUGACUUCAUCAGUGGUGCGGUUUCUCAUGUUCAUUAUGGUUGUAUUAUCCCAUUAAAUGAAAGAGACUGUUACCCAUUUGUGUUUUAGUUUCCCACAUACAACCCAGAGUCUGGGAUGUGUUAAGUACGAGUUCCUAUAUUCAGCAUAAAACUUCUGUGUGAGGCUCAUUAGUGGCACUUUUAACCUCUGACCCACUAAACCUGAAUGGGUUCCUUCCUGAAGUCUUUCUCCCACAGGACGAUCCAAAAAUAGUGAGGGCUGUGUGUGCAAAGCUGUUUUCCAAAAUUAGCUUAAUCAAUUUGCUACCAUUUUCUAAUAAGGCACCCUCUAUGGAGCCGUUAUAGGUUGUAACCAGCGGUGGAUACUUCUGCUCUUCUACGUUUAUUUGACAGAUUAUAGUCACAUUGACAAUCAUUUUCCAUUCAGAACUAAGGAUGAGCUAACAAAAUGUGCAUUGGUAUAGGUUAAAGUGUCUUAACAUUAAAAUUAGUUUCAUCACCAGCAUUAAGCAUUAAGAUGCUUCUCACACAGUAAUGCAUCAGUAAUAAUAAUCUGAUGAUAUUUAUCACUAUGACAGGCCAUCCUUUCAUCUAAUGACCACUUUUGGCACUAUUUUGUGACUGAUGCAGGGCAAUGCAGUAUUUUGUGUUGUGUGGUGUAUUGCUACUUAAGUUAAGAUCUCAAUAUUUCUUCUAAUAUGUGUUGUAAUUAAUGGUUA
Molecule: messenger RNA, 3667 nt
Organism: Seriola dumerili (greater amberjack)
Lineage: Eukaryota; Metazoa; Chordata; Actinopteri; Carangiformes; Carangidae
Gene: use1
Product: unconventional SNARE in the ER 1
Exons: 8
Coding region: 8-781 (257 amino acids)
Biological process (GO): retrograde vesicle-mediated transport, Golgi to endoplasmic reticulum
Cellular component (GO): SNARE complex; endoplasmic reticulum
Molecular function (GO): SNAP receptor activity
Source: RefSeq, a predicted model, not a curated record